AUGGCACCUCUCAACGGACCCUCCUACAUAGAGGAGCUCACAGAGGCGAAGUUCACACUGCAGCGGCAGUUAGAUGCAGCUCGCAUGGUGGCCGAGUCCCUGGCCAAGGAGAACUCCGCUCUUACAGACGAUUUCAACCGACAGGCGAAGGGCUUGGAGCAGAUGAGGGAGGAGAUUUCGAAACUCAAGGCGGAGGUGAAAGCGCAGAAGGUGGUGAUGGAGUCACAGGCAGUCUCAAAAGAGGCAGCCCACCAUGAGUCACUGGCAGCCAUUGAGCGAUCGCAGGCGCUGGCAGCAGAGGUGGUGGCGCUGGAGGAGCGGGUGCUGCGGCUGAGGUCGAAUGAGCUGAAACUGGAGAGACAGGCGGAGGGGUUUCAGGCAGAGGCCGAGGCACAGCGGCGUGCUGCAUCAACCUUUGAGGCAGAGAGGAAGGAGCUCCGUGCCGCUGUGGAUAAGCUAAAUGAAGAGAAACGCCAGCUCAAGGUGCAGUUGAGGAGGGCGACAGUGGGUGGCACACUCGGCGACAUGUGGCGGGGCGACAGCACGUCCACGUCAGCAACGCCAGCUGUACCGUCCGUGAGCCAAGCAACUUCAACUGAUGAGCUGGAGGCGGCCUUCCCGAGCCAAGCAGGACCGUCUGCCGAGGCAGGAGUGUCAGGCUCGGCAUCUUUUGCUGCCGAGUCAGCCGCAGCUGGCUCGAGCACCGAACCAGUCUCUGGAAGCUCAGCAGGGGUAACAAGGGAAGAUGGAGGCUCGGCCGGACCUUCAGUGGAGGGUGGGGAGGCAGGAGAACAAGCGAGGAGGAGAGAUGAAGAGGGAGAGACACUAGGUGAAGCUGGAAGGAGAGCAGUGGCAGAGGUUCGGGCACUGUUCACGCGAAUGGAAAGUGACGGGCGGCAUAACUUGGAGGAAGUGUGUGAGCAGCUGGUGAAGAUGAUUACUGCUGCUGUUGGGGCGGCAGAGGAAGGUGCUGCUGCUGCAGGUGGUGGUGGGAGGAGGGGAAGAGGAGGCAGGGAUAGGAAGGCAGGCGAAGGGGAAAAUCAGGAAGAGGAGGAAGAGGAGGAGGGAGUGGUGGAUGAUUUUUUGUUGCUGCCCGCUCUGCUGCCCGGAUCGGUGGAUGUUUUGUCAGAGGAAGAGCAGAGGAGUUUGGAGAGUAUUAACGGCCUGCUGGCAGAGAUGCAAGCAGAGAGGGAGCGCAUGGCACGCACACUCAAGGAGGAGGCUGCCACGUCAGCAGAGCUGCGGGCGGCAAAUGAGGAGCUAUCUCACAAGCUGGCGAGUCAGACACAGCACAUGGAGCUGCUGGUGGCUCAAACCGUCAUGGCUGCCGCUUCCUCUGCCUCCCGCUCCGCCUCGGUGCAUCACCGCCCCCCGUCGCCGCGACACACCGUCGCUGCCCCCCCCCCCCCUUCUCCCCCUUUUUUCCGCCGCCGCGCCUUCUCUGGCGCCGCCUGCACAUCCCGCCGCGACGCCUCGUCGCCGCCUCCUCCUCCCCCUGCCGCGACCCCCCGUCGCCGUCUCCCUCCCGCCGCCGCGCCUACUUCGGCGUCGCCCGCGCAUCCCUCCGCCGCGACGCCCCGUCGUCGCCUGCCCCUCCCGCUGCCGCGACGUCGCGUCGCCGCCUCCCCCCACCGCCGCCGCGCCUUCCUCGGCGCCGCCUGCGCAUCCCGCCGCCGCGACGCCCCGUCGUCGCCUCCUGUCCCGCCGCCGCGACUUCGCGUCGCCGCCUGCACUCCCCAUCGCCGCGACCCCCCGUCGCCGCCUACACAUCCCGCCGCCGCGACCCGCUCGUCGCCGCCUGCACGAUCCGCCGCCGCGACUUCGCGUCGCCGCCUGCACGACCCGCCGCCGCGACUUCGCGUCGCCGCCUGCACGACCCGCCGCCUGCGCAUCCCGCCGCCGCGACCUUCUCGUCGCCGCCUGCACCCCUUGCCGCCGCGACCUUCUCGUCGCCGCCUGCACCCCUUGCCGCCGCGACCUAAAGUCGCCGCCCGCGCGACCUCCUGCCGCGACCUGCUCGUCGCCGCCCGCACAUCCCGUCGCUGCGACCUAACAAUCGCCGCCCCCGCAUCCUACCGCCGCGACCUGCUCGUCGCCGCCCGCGCAUCCCGCCGCCGCGCCUUCCUCGUCGCCGCCCGCGCAUCCCACCGCCGCGCCUUCCCCGUCGCCGCCCGUGCAUCCCUCCGCCGCGCCCUCCUCGUCGCCGCUCGCUCAUUCCGCCGCCACGAUUCCCUCGUCGCCACCCGCGCAUCCCGCCGCCGAACGUUCCUCCUUGCCGCGGACCGCUCGGCGAUCAACUGGCAUUCCUUCGUCGGGAGCAUCCGCCGUGUUCUCCAAGAUGCAUUCGUCGGACCCUACUGCGUCCUUGACGUCCUCCUCCGCCGCCCGCAAGCCCUCCAGCCCACGGCACCCAAUCACCCCGGCGAACCCCCUCCACCCCCCAUUCCUCCUGGUCCUCCUCCUCCUGAACCCACCUUGGAGAUCGCCACUUCCCCAGCGCUCCAAGAUGCCGCCGAUGCCGCAUUUCUCCACGAUCGCCGCGAAUACCUCAUCCGCAAGGCGGAGCAUGAGGUUGCGGUACAUAACCACGACUUCGCGGUAGCGGAACGCGCCAAUCGCCUGGCGCUCCUUGAUGAGUACAAUACGGCCAUGGCGGACUACCUCCCUCGGAGCAUCGCAUGGGCCACUGCUGACAACCGCGCCUGCACCAUCCUCCUCGGCGCACUCCCUGAUACCCUCAUGCGCCGUUUCCAAGCUCGCGAGAUGCGCGCCUCCCUCAUCUGGGCCGAGCUCCAGGCCAUGUUCGAGCGUCGCGACAUCAGCUCUGUCGGCGCCCUGUUCCAGGAGUACUUCUCCAUCACCCUCGCCACUUGUGAUGGCGCAGUUGACUACGUGGGGCGCAUGCAGGAGAUCGCUGAUCGCCUUGCGGCACGCCAAGCUGCCCUCCCCGAGCCCCUGCAAAUCCACCGCCUCCUCUACAACCUCACCCCGGACUACGAGUCCCGCCUCCAUGCCUUCACUGAGGCCAACCCCAUGGCCGGCCUCGACGACGUGGUCCAGUGGAUCAUUGACACGGAGGUCAAGCUCCGCACCCCCGUUGUCAACCUUACCACCCCUCAGUCCUCCUCCUCCACCUCCCUCAACGCUACGCAGCCGCGCAACCAGGGUGGUCGCAGCGGCGGCGGCGGAGGCCGUGGAGCGGGUGGCGGUGGUGGUGGUGGAGGCCGUGGUGGUGGCGGUGGUGGUAGUGGUGGCCGUGGUGGCCGUGGUGGCGGUGGUGGUGGUGCUGGCAACGCCCUUGCUGGAGUUUCCUUGCCGGAUCAGCAGCAGCAGCAGCAGCAGCAGCAGCAGCAGCCGCAGCAGCAACAGCAGCAGCAGCCGGGACAGCAGCCGGGGCAGCAGCAGCAGCAGCAGCCGGGGUAG
Messenger RNA from Closterium sp. Naga37s-1, 3423 nucleotides. The record is from the annotation of a GenBank genome assembly. NCBI's taxonomy places the organism in Eukaryota, Viridiplantae, Streptophyta, Zygnematophyceae, Desmidiales, Closteriaceae.